AUGACCGUCCAAUUUAGUUCUCUCAAGCGGUGGGCUUUUAUCCUGCCCACAAUCACAGUUGCCUCAUGGCUAGCAAUGCUGGGAACACUUGUAGGCUCUUGGUUUGCAUCCGGCCAGCCACGAUACGUAUCUGAAGAAGAUACACAAACUAUAGCAUUCAUAUCCGACAUUGGCGCGCAACACCUCAAGCCCGUCUUCAUCGCCGGCGCCUCCAUAUCAAUGACAACCUACAUCCCCAGUCUUAUCGUCUACUUUUACUACAUGAGCCCCGCGAGAGUACCGCUAUCAUCGAGCUCUGAAUCGAUUACCAGAGCCAACUCCCUGCCACCAACAUCAAUAUACUCCACUCCACCCCCAUCAUCGCUAGCCUCGCAACACCACCUCCAACAGGAAGAAAAAUGGCACCAAUCCCUCCUCUCUCAAAUAGGCAUCCCAUUGCUGAGCAUCCUCUUCUCACUCAUCGGCGCCACAAGUCUCGUCCUCUUGACUAUCUUCGACACAGCCCGUUACACAUCCGCGCACCAACUUCUCCUUCCCACAAGCAUCUGCUCACAUAUUUUGGGAUGUUUGAUCCUCUGCUUCUGGACAGUGAUUUGUUUCCGCCAAUACAAGGCCCAAAUACAACACACCAAAUACAGCGGCGGGAUCUACUCGGGCGACAAAUUCACCCUCGAGUUAUACAUGCCGCGAAUCCCCAUUUUUCGACCCAGUCUCGUGAUCAAGGCGGUCAUUAUAGCUAUUGAAUUUGGGUUGGUCACGUUGUUUGCGGUUAUGACCUGGUGGUUGAAGACGUUUGACCAAGCGGCUGUCAUUGAGUGGGUUGUUGUGUUGACGUUUGGUGGGUAUAUGUUGUGUUUGAUUGUGGAUUUGUGGGUUCUGGGGAGUUCGUCUGUGCCUGUAUCUGUAGUUGAUAAUGAAAGGGGGUUGUAA
Messenger RNA from Talaromyces marneffei, 930 nucleotides. RefSeq lists its product as uncharacterized. The record is from RefSeq and is a predicted model, not a curated record. Bases 1 to 930 code for a protein of 309 amino acids. Lineage: Eukaryota; Fungi; Ascomycota; Eurotiomycetes; Eurotiales; Trichocomaceae. The transcript has 3 exons.